Molecule: messenger RNA, 3358 nt
Organism: Lytechinus pictus (painted urchin)
Lineage: Eukaryota; Metazoa; Echinodermata; Echinoidea; Temnopleuroida; Toxopneustidae
Exons: 2
Coding region: 568-3267 (899 amino acids)
Molecular function (GO): protein binding
Source: RefSeq, a predicted model, not a curated record
AUGUGUAUUAAUCUAAUGCUUUGGAGGGAUAGUAUUUUGUAUUACACGAUGCACUCAUCAGUGCUGAUUGCAUAUAAAAUACAGGGUUCUCUUACUCAUUUGUGCAUAGGAUCGUAACUCGUGUUUAUGAAGAGGAACUUGCUUUACUCUCGAUAGUUAGUCAGCAGCUCAGCUCAACAUUUAUUUCCCACAAGUCUCAUCCCUUUAGAAACUUCCCCAUGCAUUAGUGUUCAGACAGUGCUAAAUUGCUAGCGUAAAUGUGGAUCUCUCUCAGACGAUGUGCCAUACUGUUGGAUAUUAUUUGCCAUACGCACUGUUGCUUCAAACUCUAGAAGUUCAUUGGAUUCUCAUACUAUUAUUGAACAAAGACUGCUGUUUGUGACUUCAUCUAUAGAGAAUAAUUGUGGAUAUUUUGUGAUCCAGUUAUAAUUGUUUGUGAAUAACAUUAAUCUGAUUGAGUUUAAUGGUCGGAGUACCUCUGGAAUGUGUGUACUGAAGCAGAAGAGGGUGAACUGAUGAUGUCAUUCUAUUGGAGGUGAAUGCAGGAGGAGAAAUCAGAAUAACAAGAUGACAUUAGUGGUGUUUCCAGAAGGGAGUCAGCAGCCCUCGACUUCAGGACAUCAAUGUAGAUCUGGAGGAAACAGAAUGGCUGGUGCAGGACAGUCUUCAAAGCCAGAGAUGUACAGCAGGGCUGUACAGACAGGCUUUCCACACACCCCUGAAAAUGCCAAUCUGCAGCAAACACACCAACAGCUGCCCAUCUGUGUUUGUGGCCAGGCUGACGAGAACUGUUGGUGUGAGAGCCUUGGGUUCUUGAAGGACCAGGAGUUAUGCAGGGUUGUCUUACAGAAAGGAUGUCCAAGGUCAAGGGUUGCCCUCCUGCUGAGCAUGCAUGAGGAGUUCUGCAAAUCAGCCAGGGGAGAUCCCAUCAUCAAUACAAGGAGACGAGGAAGUGCCCAUGGAGAUAUUAGGGUGAGGCGUUCUAAAGCUGCACCUCCACCAACACUGCCACGUCCAAGAGCUCAAAGCGUGAUUGUACAAAAUACCAGAGCUGCCAAUCGUCUCAAUGAAGUAAACGCCAAAAGAAGUCCUCAAGUAUCUGUAAAGCCAAAGAAAUCAGUAGAUCCUAAUCAACAAGGACAACUUCAUGGAAAAGGAAAGUGUGGUAACAAAGUCCUAACUAAGAAGGAUCAGCAGUAUACAAAAGAGAAAAAGUGCCUUGAAAGAAAUGUAUUGUCCAAUGGCACUGCUUCAAAAGAGGAGAGCAGUUCAGCUGAAGAGGGAAGUCACUUGGACCAAACUAGCUAUGUCUCCAAGGCAUGGCUUUUAUUUACAGGAUGUGAAAAAGGGAAGAAAUCCAAAGAAUCUGUAUCAAAACCUGAAGCGUUGUGUGAUAAAAAUCCCAACAGUGAAGAAGUUCCUGUCAAUAAGGCAUCAAAGAACCAAUCAGCUCGUCUUGAAGGAUCAUUACAAAGUGAUAAAAAAGAUGAUCCUAAUAGGAUCACAGGUCUUAGUGUUAGCUCAAAGAGGAAAGUAACAAACAAAGAUGAAUCAACUCCAAUGUCAUCUGAAAGCUCAAAUAAAAAUGCCAGCCAUUUGAAAGUCAGAAAAUCAGACGAGUCACUUCAAACAUCCGCAAUAUUCAGAAGUGACAAAGAGCAAAGAGUUGGAAAGUCUGAUAUCAGCGAUGAAUGUGACCGCACUGCCCUCCUGGAUAGAGUAACAAUACCCCAAGAUGAAGUGGAGAGUACCACCCUUGGUGCAUGCCAUCUUGAUCCACAAGAUAGUAUCAUGGACCAGGAACUGUCAAUACUUAUUUCUUUACCUCAAGAGUCUAGGGUGAUCUUGAAAGACAGAGGUGUAAAUGACUUGGACCAGAACUCUGAAUUAGCUGGCAAUGAAGUGAAUGAAAGGUUAAAAGACAAUGGGCAUCUGAAUGAGACCUUGGCAUUAUCUGUUCUCAAAGUUGACCGUGUGUCUUGUCAGGAUAAAGAAAUAGGCAAUGAUGUGUCCGAUUGUGAAUCAAGACUUGGUACAAGUCACGAUGUUACGGUGAUAGAUAAGUCAGAGACGGAGGAUGGCAUGAUCAGAACAGAAACAGAAAAUUUCUCUCUUUCAGCUGCCUCUAGUUCACCCUGUUCAAUCAAGGAGGAUGAUUGCAAUAUUGAAUCUAGGCAAAUCAACAACUCUCAAGAAAUGGGCUCUUCUCUGCUCAAAAUUGCACAAGGAAAACCAUGUUCCGAAUCUACUUUGCAGGUCGAGGAUGAUUCUCUACUUGGGGCAUGUGCAAUUUUGAAAAAGGACCAAUCUGUUUGCAAUAAAUGUAACUCUUCGGAAGGAAAUGGAAUUGCCAAAACCUCCCCUGAAAACAAAGUUGUUAGUUGUCACUCACCUACUUGGGAAGAGGAAUUCCCUGUCUUACCAUCUAUCGGCAUUGAUGAAGAUGAAAAGCUAACUUCAAACCAACAACCUCCCAUCUCUGAAAUUCAGUCAUGCGAAGCCUCAAGACAGGUUGUUAAGUCUGCUGCCGGCAUAGAUGCAGAGCAUCAUAUAAAAGUAAAUUUCAAUGUGAAGCAGGAUGAGAGUAAAAGAAUGAAGAAGGAUGAUGUAAUCAUGAAGCAAGGCACUAAGAAUUUACAUCAGAAAGUGAGCAGAAGGUCAGAGAAUGAAAAAAUCAAAGAACGAAAACACCAGAGAAUAAUGAACCCACGCAAGGUUGGCAUGUUGAAAUAUCUCAUUUGCCAAAGCCCCCUCAUCCUAAGUGAAUUGAAUGACAGUGACUUUGAAGAUUCAGAUAGCGAAUCUGAAGAUUUGUCCUAUAACCAGGAAGAUCGAUUUGCCACUUUUCCGGUCGAGAUUGUUCUCAAAAUUGUCAGGGAACUUUGCACGCGUGAUCUCGCCCAACUGAAGGUCACUUGCAAGAACUUUUACUGGCUGAUCAAGAAGUACAACAUUGUAGGAGUUGACUCAAGGUGGGUUGAGAAUGGUGCAUAUCGUGACGACCCAUGUAUGAAGUGCGGUAAGGUGAGGGACAGACGGGGUGAUGUGUCAUUGUGCUAUUUUCAUCCCAAGUACUACUACAGAACAGGGAAUGGAAGACACCACUGGACAUGUUGCUUGAACACCAGCAGGGAUGCUCCAGGAUGCGUUGAAGGUCUCCAUGAUAACCAAUGGACAACAUCUAAGGUAAUGAAGAGAAGCAUCCCUAGACAGUGGAGUUUCAACAUGUGGCAUCUCUGUCCUCACAAGGAUAACAUGGAUCCAUAAAGGUACUGUCUUUAGGUUGCUGGUUACACACUUAUCUAACUAAAGCCCUAUAACACAAAGCUAUGACUGAUUGUAUAGUUGAUUUGAAGGA